UUUACCUAAAUUUCACGUGUUUACGACCGCUUCUGAUAAGGGUCGUCGAAAUAUUGUUUAAUUAUCUAAAAUACUAAAUAAAAUGGCACUAGUGAUAAAUAACCGAACAAAGGUGCAAAACAAGGAUGAGUCCGAAUCCGAAAUUGACUCGGAUUCGGACACAGAACUGAAGCAGGAAGCUGAAGUAAAGGAAUCUUUAAGCGAGCAGGAUGAUAUCAAAUCUGGCAGUGAAAUGGGCUACGACGAAGAUGACGAGAAGGAUAUCUUUGACCAGCUGGAUGAUCAGACGAUCAAGCGGCCAAAAACGGACAAGGAAAAGGAACUGAUGUCGCUGGUCUUCGGCGCGAAAGCAGAACUGGUUUCGAAUCUUGCAGAUGAUUGUGUUGAAAGUGGCGCUGAGGGAAGAAAUAAACGACAAAGAUCCGCAGCAUGGCAUGACACCGAUGACGAGAAUGAUGAAGAUUAUCCCGAUAAAGCUCUCAAAAGUGAACCGAAAGCAACUGUUCGUCGGAGACGGAAACAAUACGAGAAAAUCGUGGGUCAACCGAAGUGGGCAGAUUUGGAUCGGGAAAAAGAGGUGGAUUCAGACGACGAAAUACUUCGAACCGUUGGACAUGUUGUUGAAGGCACUGUUUCGGAUCUUCCAAAGGAAAACAUUGAGUUGAAAAAGCUUAAAAAUCUGAACAGAGAGACGAAACAUGAAGGGGAAAUAACAGCAAUCAAUUUCCAUCCAACAUCGAUGGUCGCUAUUAUGGCAGGUACAAACGGAUUCGCUUCGAUUGUUGCGGUCGAUGGCACUAAGAACGAGAAGCUCCACACUAUAGGCCUCCAGAAGUUCAAAAUCGCAUGCUGUCGGUUGACUCCGGAUGGAAACGAAGUUAUCUUUGGCAGUUUCCGGAAGUUUUACCAUGUAUACAAUCUAAUAUCCGGUCAGAGCGACACGCUUCAGUUGAGUGGAGAAGGGCCUUGGACCAUGAAAAUGUUCGACUUGUCCAAGUGUGGCAAAUAUCUGGCUGUCGGUGGAAGUUUCGGCGAAAUUUAUCUGCUUGACGCUAGGAGCAAAGAUAUCAUAACAACCAUCCAGCAGAGACAUCACUGUUCUUCGAUCUGUUUCUCUCCAGAUUCCAAAUAUCUUUUUGCACACAGCAACGACACGGAUGUGUCGGUGUACCAUUUGGAAAAGCGUCGUUUUGUGAAUGUUUUCACCGAUGAAGGUUGUGUUAACGGAUCGUUUGUGGCUGUAUGUCCGAACAAUCGCUUCCUGGCUACAGGAAACCGCCAGGGUGUGGUAAACGUCUACAGGGUGGACAAGGUUUUAAAGGAAAAAUAUCCCUCGCCAGAGAAGACGAUUUCCAACCUCACGACAUCGAUAGGAUCAAUUGUCUUUAACGCUACAUCCGAGUUGUUGGCCAUAGCAUCUCCAGACAUACCAAACGCGGUCAGAUUGGUACACCUGAAGAGUGGCACCGUGUUCCGAAACUUUCCGAUGAUGAAGGCUAACCUCGGAAACGUUACCCAGCUGCAAUUCUCGCCCGGUAGCGGUUUCCUGGCAAUUGGAAACCGACAAGGCGUGGUUUCUUUAUUUAGAAUAAAGCAUUAUCAGAACUAUUAAAAUGUAAUUAAUAAACGCGAGAUAAACAUAAAAAAAAUAUUAUUUUUUAUAAAACAA
Molecule: messenger RNA, 1669 nt
Organism: Toxorhynchites rutilus septentrionalis
Lineage: Eukaryota; Metazoa; Arthropoda; Insecta; Diptera; Culicidae
Gene: wcd
Product: U3 small nucleolar RNA-associated protein 18 homolog
Exons: 1
Coding region: 83-1612 (509 amino acids)
Biological process (GO): rRNA processing
Cellular component (GO): Pwp2p-containing subcomplex of 90S preribosome; small-subunit processome
Molecular function (GO): protein binding
Source: RefSeq, a predicted model, not a curated record